Molecule: messenger RNA, 858 nt
Organism: Papaver somniferum (opium poppy)
Lineage: Eukaryota; Viridiplantae; Streptophyta; Magnoliopsida; Ranunculales; Papaveraceae
Product: MLP-like protein 423
Exons: 2
Coding region: 79-627 (182 amino acids)
Biological process (GO): defense response
Source: RefSeq, a predicted model, not a curated record
UCACUUAUUCUCAUUCCAAACCAUCUCUACUACUAUCUAUCUUAAAACAUACACUAGUCUUUCAUAAAAUUAGCUAGAAUGGCGAAAAUUGGCAUGGUAGAAAGCUUUCUUAGACUAUGGUUGCUCACACUAGUUGUGAUUGGGAUGAGCAAAAUUGUUGGGGCUCAGGUUGAAACUGAACUCAAGUGUUCCGCAGAUAAGUUCUAUAAUUUGUUUAGGCACAAUAUAAUGCUAUUGCCUACAAUUUUCCCUCAAUUUUACAAGAGUGUGAAAAUCGUUAAAGGUGAUGGUAAAAGCAGCGUAGGAAAUAUCAGGGAAUGGCAAUAUGUUACACCAGGAGCGUCUUCGAAGGUAAUUUCGGUGAAGGAAAUUGUUAAAUCCGUGGACGAGGAUAAUAGGUCGAUCACAUUCAGUGUUUUGGGAGGAGACUUAAUGACUCAGUAUAAGACCUUUGAUAUCAUAAUGACCGUAACUCCUAAAGAUGUUGAUAAUAUUGAAGAGUCUGGUAGCAAAGUGAAAUGGUGGAUACAGUAUGAGAAACGAACCGAAGAUGUUCAUAGUCCAGAUGCACAUAUUCAAGUUGCAGCUGCUAUUACUAAAGAGUUGGGUCACUACCUUCUCCAGUAGCUUCAAGACCGAUCGGGUACCUGGAAUGGGUUGUUUUAUUUCGCAUGUUCAUGGUGUCAUGCCGUUUGAAUUUGCUAGGGAUCUGUAGUUGAUAUGUAAUGUGUUGUCCCCUUUUCUUUACUUAGGGUGCAUGUCAUUAUGUGUGUAAUAAAUAAUGUAUUACCAUCUUCCUCUUGUUUGUUCCAAGAACUCCAAAAUAGUUUGCAUGCAAAAUAUGCUCAGUUUUCCUAA